Hipposideros armiger (great roundleaf bat) is the source of this 3491-nucleotide messenger RNA. Its product is annotated as protein FAM91A1-like. The coding region runs from base 262 to 2052 and encodes 596 amino acids. NCBI's taxonomy places the organism in Eukaryota, Metazoa, Chordata, Mammalia, Chiroptera, Hipposideridae. Gene Ontology annotation, biological process: intracellular protein transport. The record is from RefSeq and is a predicted model, not a curated record. Gene Ontology annotation, cellular component: cytoplasmic vesicle; trans-Golgi network. The transcript is spliced from 17 exons.
CCGGCGGGCCGAAACUAGGAAGAAACUUGGAGCUGCCCGGGCACCCUUGCCGCCUGUCUCUGCUGCUCCUGUGCCCCGUGGUCCGGGCGGCGCCGGGCUGUCGGAAGCCCCGGCCAUGGGGCAGCCCGGGCCUUCCGCCGUGUAAGGCGCGGGGCCUCCCGCGAGCUCCCCUGACAGGCCGAGGGCGGGCAGGCGGGCAGGCGGGAGGCGUCGUUCCAGCAGCGGUCGGGGCCGCCGCCGCCGGCCUGGGCUCCCGGCAUCAUGAACAUAGACGUGGAGUUCCACAUCCGACACAACUACCCCUGGAGCAAGUUGCCGGCCAACGUGAAGCAGAGUCUUGGAAAUUCACAGAGAGAGUAUGAAAAACAGGUUGUCCUAUACAGCAUCCGCAAUCAGUUACGAUACAGAAAUAACUUAGUUAAACAUGUCAAGAAAGAUGAACGUAAAUACUAUGAGGAACUACUAAAAUAUAGUCGAGAUCAUCUCAUGCUGUACCCUUACCAUUUAUCGGAUAUUAUGGUAAAGGGCCUGAGGAUAACACCAUUUUCAUAUUAUACUGGGAUUAUGGAGGACAUUAUGAACAGUGAGAAAAGUUAUGAUUCUUUGCCCAAUUUUACUGCCGCUGACUGUCUAAGGCUUCUUGGCAUAGGAAGAAACCAGUACAUUGAUUUGAUGAAUCAGUGUAGAUCAUCAAAAAAAUUUUUCAGAAGGAAAACGGCCCGUGAUCUUCUGCCAAUAAAGCCGGUGGAAAUUGCCAUUGAGGCGUGGUGGGUGGUGCAGGCUGCAUAUAUCACAGAAGAUGACAUAAAGAUAUGCACUUUGCCUGAGAAAUGCGCUAUUGAUAAGAUCAUCGACGCAGGCCCUCAGCUCGCUGGAUCACUAGAUUACAAUGUAGUACAUAGUUUAUAUAACAAAGGAUUUAUUUAUCUGGAUGUCCCAAUAUCUGAUGACAGUUGUAUAGCAGUUCCUCCUCUUGAAGGUUUUGUAAUGAAUCGAGUGCAAGGUGAUUAUUUNAUUUUCCUAAUGACUAAUGAUUUAUCACGAUUUCAUCUUAGACAUUUUUGUUUCACAUUGUCAGUCUUUCAUUCUGUAUAUAUUCUUGAUCAUAAUUCAGGUUUUCCCCUGGAUCUGUUACGCUGUGAAAGCCUUCUUGGUUUGGACCCUGCAACUUGCAGCAGAGUGCUAAACAAAAAUUACACACUACUUGUUUCCAUGGCUCCUCUCACCAAUGAAAUUCGGCCUGUCAGCAGCUGCACCCCUCAGCAUAUUGGACCAGCUAUCCCAGAAGUCAGUUCUGUCUGGUUUAAACUGUACAUUUACCAUAUCACUGGGCAGGGACCACCGUCUCUUCUACUCUCCAAAGGUACAAGACUUCGAAAACUGCCAGAGAUAUUCCAGGGUUAUGACCGAUUACUAAUAACAUCUUGGGGCCAUGACCCUGGGGUCGUUCCUACGUCAAAUGUGCUCACGAUGUUGAAUGAUGCUUUAACACAUUCGGCAGUUUUGAUUCAGUCUAGAGAUAGUAAUGCCAUCAGCCUGGGGACACUCACCUUUGCCCUCGUGAGCCUCUCACAGGCAUCUCCUCUUUCUAAACCAGUUUUACUGUUGGACCUACCCUGUGGUUCUCACUGGGACUGCAAGAUGCCCUUUAGCGAUAACCAGAGUACUUUAGAUCCACAAAAGAUGCUCCUCUCAUGGGAUGGCGGGGAAAGGAGGAGUCCUGUACAAGAAGCUUCGUCGGCUACCGACACCGACACAAACAGUCAAGAAGACCCAGGAGAACCUGAUUUGGCUUCUGGCUCAGAUGUGAAUGGGAGUACAGAGUCAUUUGAAAUGGUCAUUGAGGAAGCGACUAUAGAUUCAGCAACUAAGCAAAACUCUGUUGCUGCAACAGAAGCAGAUUGGGUUCCUCUCGAGCUGUGCUUUGGAAUUCCACUGUUUAGUUCUGAAUUAAACCGGAAAGUUUGUAGAAAGAUUGCUACACAUGGUCUUUGCAGGAAAGAGAGGAAAAUGGGGACAAUAAAACUUACCUCACAGAUUGACGCAGAUUAAACAAGGUCAAGUGAAAGCAUCUGAUGCAUAGAAGGUGAACAAAACAUCAUCACCUGCCAAAUACAGCUCAACAUCCUGUUACUGUCAUCUCUGCAGUUGCUGAGUCACCUGCCACAAUGUACCCUUUUAUGAAAAAUAAAAUAUAUAGAUUCAUGAAGAAGUGUGCCAGCCUUUCAGCCAUGCAUCGUUUUCUCUUCAGAGAAUGAGCAGCAAUCAAAUUUCCAGGGUAGUGUGUCCUGCAGGGGGCAUGAAUUGGUCACAGCUCAGUCAGAAGUCCUCCGGGUUGCAGCACCUCCCCGCUGUCUCUGAAUAUAAACAGGAAAACCUGUGGGACUCUCAGAAGGCUCAUGUUUGGGGUUCGAGUAACUUGAAACCUGGGCAGAUAAUUACAUUCCCUCCAAUAUAGCCCUCUAAAUUAACUUGUGCCAAUUGAGAUCACACAAUCCAUUUCAGACGUUAAGAAAAAUGAUGAAAUAAAUUAUUCAUAGAAUCAAAAUAAAAUGUGUUUCUAAAGAGAGGUUACAGAGAAGACGGACUAAAAGAAACCUGGCUAGUUACUCAGGCUAUAGCCUCUUUCACCCUUAAAUCAUUGACCUACCUGGGCUGUAUUUAUAGAACAACCCCUUUCAACCCUUUCCUCUCUCUGACCUCUUCGUGAAAUUGGAAGACUCAGCUACAGUGUGUGUGUGUGUGUGUGUGUGUGUGUGUGUGUGUGUGCGCGCGCGCACGCGCGCAUGCAUGCACGUACACUUACAGACAUCUGAAAUGAACAUUUCCAACACUCCAGGAAGCUUUCCUGCUCCUUCCUAGCUGAUGUCCCCCUCCAGAGGUAACUCCUAUUCUGACCUUGAUCACCUAACUCGUGUGUAUCUUUGAAUUUCACAUACGUGGAAUCAUAUAGUUUGUGCUCUGUUGUAUCUGGCUUAUUUUUGCUCAUCAAUAUGUAUGUUAGGCUAAUCCAUAUUGCUGCUUGUAGUCAUGGUUUUUUCUUUUUAAUAGAAUUUAUUUUUUUAGAGCAGUUUUCGGCUCACAGCAAAACUGAGUAGAUGGUACGGAGAGUUCCCUUAUACCCCCAUCCCCAGACAUGCACAGCCUCCCCCACUAUCAACAUUGCACCACACCGGUACAUUUGUUAUACUUGAUGAAUCUACAUUGACACAUCAUUAAUCAUGGGAAAGUCCAAAGUUGACAUUAGGGUUCACUCCUGGUGUUGAACAUUCUAUGGGUUUGCACAAAUGCAUAAUAAUAUGUAUCCAUCAUUAUGGUAUCAUCCAGAAUAUUUUCACUGCCUUAAAAAUCCUCUGUGCUCCUCCUAUUGGGCCUGUUCUCCCCGCCAACACCUAGGAACCACUGCUCUUUUGGCUGCCACCAUAGUCUUGCCUUUCCUGAAUGUCAUAUAGUUGGAACCAUACAGUGUGUCGCCUUUUUAAGUUGGCUUC